This is a messenger RNA of Anopheles arabiensis, 2873 nucleotides long. RefSeq lists its product as uncharacterized. The transcript has 2 exons. NCBI's taxonomy places the organism in Eukaryota, Metazoa, Arthropoda, Insecta, Diptera, Culicidae. Bases 115 to 2499 code for a protein of 794 amino acids. The record is from RefSeq and is a predicted model, not a curated record.
AAAAUUUCGCCAAGAGUUUUAUUUAAGCCCUUUACUAGAUUGAUCGUUGCAACAAUCUUUAAAAAACAUUUUCAUUACAAUUUUCGAUCUUUCUUGAAAAUUUUGCGUUACAAAAUGCCCGCGAGUAAGUGCGAGUGUGUGAAGUGCGAUUCGCCAAACGACAUCGAUGAUAUGGUGCAAUGUCAAGAUUGCAAAAAGUGGUGUCACUUUAGUUGCGCUGGAGUUGGUGAAAGUGUGGCGGAAGAAUACUGGGUGUGCGAAAAGUGCGUAGGAAAAGGGCCAGGACCGUCGAUGAAGACGAGGCGCCCAAGGAGUGAGAAAGCGAUGGCGGUUGUUGCAGGACCAAGCCAGCAGCCCGAUCUUCCUAAAAGUUCGGAGAGAUCGGAGUCGAUGCCUGGUACAAGCGAAGAACCAUCGGCUAAGCCUCUUAAAAUUCCUACCGUCGCAGCAAGCCACUCGAAGAAAACCGUCUCCAACUCUUCGCGUUUGUCGGCUCAAGUGGCUCUCCAACGUUUGGAAAAGGAGCAAGCGCUGCAAAAGCAAUUAAUACUGGCAGAAAAACAGAAAAUGGAGGCCGAGAUUACGGCGAAGAUGGCCAAGCUGCAGUUGCAACAUGAAAGCCAACGCAACGCUUUGGAAGACGAGCUGGAGAACCUAUCGGUUUAUUCAGCAGCCACUAAAACCGACAGAACAGCUGAAUGGGUGAAGCAACAAAGGCAGAAGCAACAAGGAACAUCAUUAGCUCAAAGAGAAGUUGAGCCCUCAUCGCAGCAUAUGCCGCAGGCAAGCUCGUCGACCCCGAUAGUGACGCCGCGUGAGACUCCUGUGCGAGCGACAGCGCAGAGCAUCGCGCGAGAUAUGUACCCGAAAAAGUUGCCUAUCUUUUCGGGAUGCUCGAAGGAAUGGGCAGUAUUUCUCAACUGCUACAACGAGUCGACAAGAGCAUGCGGAUAUACGGACGGCGAAAAUACCAUACGGUUAGUAGAGUGUUUGAAAGGCCCCGCUCGAGAUGCCGUUCAGUCAAAGCUAAGACUGCCCAACGCCGCACCUCUUAUCAUCAAGCGACUGGAGAAGCUGUUUGGAAAGCCGGCUCAGCUAAUAAGGCAGCUUACGGAUAGUGUGCGGAAGUUAGAUCCACCGAAACCCGAACAGUUGAAUAGCCUGAUCACGUUCGGGCUAGAAGUGGUGAACUUGUGUGACCACCUGACGCUCAGCAACAUGAAAAGUCACUUUAACAACCCUGAGCUACUAGCAGACUUGGUGGAAAAACUUCCCGCUACGAGGAGGCUGGAAUGGUCUCGGUUUAAAAACAAAUUUGCCGAGCCAACUAUUAAACACUUCGGGGAGUUCAUGGAGGCUUUGGUGGAUGACGCGUGCGACGUUACCGCGUAUGUCCCCCCCCGAGCAGAUCAUCCAAGGACGUCUAGGAGUUUCCACUCACACGUCCACUCACAAUCUGCCAAAACGGAAGCAAAUACGAGUGUUUCGAGCGCCUCACAAUUAAGUAACGUCAAGUGCCUGGUUUGUGACAUUCGUGGACACGUUGCCAAACAUUGUGAGUUGUUCAAACGGAUGGAUGUGGACGAGCGGUGUGAAUGCGUAUUAAGGCUACAACUCUGCUCGACCUGCCUUAACAAACACGGGUCUAAGCCGUGUAGAUCACGAUUUUUGUGUCGUGUACCAGGAUGCAGCGGACGACAUCAUACUUUGCUUCACCGCGGCCAAAACACCCAGCAGGUGCACUACCAAACGCACCACGACUCUAGACAACCCGCAAUUUUCCGCAUCGUCUCAGUGACAGUCUACAACAAAGGGCGAGCCGUGGAUGCUGUAGCUUUCCUGGACGAAGGAUCAUCCGUCACCCUGGUGGAAGCUGAAUUAGCUUCAAAGUUGGGACUUGACGGAGAAGUGGAACCAUUGGAGCUCUGCUGGACAGGCAAUGUGACCAGGAGGGAAUCUACAUCGCGACGAGUGAGCUUCCAGAUAUCGGCGAAGGGGGAAGGGCGGCGCUAUUCUAUAGCAGCCGCCCACACAGUGAAACAGCUAAGUCUACCGUCCAAUAACGUAAAUUACGACGCACUGAUAAGAUCCUUUCUACACUUGCAGCACCUUCCAACGUCAUCCCUGGAGCACCGGAAACCAUCGUUGCUGAUCGGUCUCAAUGAUGUGGAUUUGAUCCGACCUCUGGAAACUCGGUUCGGUCUACCCCACGAACCCAUCGCAGUAAGGAGCGCCCUGGGCUGGGCCAUCUACGGGCCAAACAACGCAAAGACAGGAAGGACGAUGCUGGGAAUGCAUCAAAUUCCCCAGCAACUAGAAGAGAGUUCCCGCGGAAAAGUCUGCGACGAGGGAACGCAAGACGAUCUUCUACAAGAGAUCCUACCGGAGAGCUCCCGCGAACCCCAUCGCGAUGAGGGAGCUAACACGGAUCUACAGGAGGAAUUGGUGAUUCCACAACAAUCGGCAGCUCAACAGGAAGAAAAGAAACACUGCGAGUGAUACCAGACCUAGCAAACGCCCUUAAGAGCAGCUACAAGCGAGCAAUCGUGUUGUCCGAAGCAAUGUGGGAUAGGUGGCUGAAAGAGUACGUCCCAACACUAAACCGCCGUACAAAGUGGCUUGAGCCGUGCAAGCCGCUUAAGCCGGGAGACUUGGUUUUUAUCACGGAGGGACCGAGAAAAGAAUGGAUGCGAGCGAUUGUUCAAGAAACGUUCCCGGGAACAGACGGUACAAUAAGGCAAGCAUUAAUACGCACAGCGUCAGGGAAGGAAUUAAAACGUCCGGUAGUAAAGCUAGCACUAAUAAACGUAGAAGUAGAUAAGGAACAGUUAACAUAAAGAACCACAAGCACAAUAUCCCUACACAGUAAAUUA